AUGCAAAAUCCAAUUCCCGACUUAGAAUUUCAUGAUCGUUCACGAGAAUUUUGUGACAUUUUAGUUGGUGCAGAUGGAAUAAAUUCUCCAGUUCGAAAACAAAAAUUACUUGAAUUACAAAUUUUCGAUUAUGGAGUAACACUAAUUAAUGCAGGAGUAGCUGUACCUAAAAUGAAAGUUGAUGAUAAUGAUCCCGUAUCAGUAGUUGAACAUGUUAAAAGGAUGAUUCUAAGAUUUCUUAUAUUAAUAAUACGGGAUUUGGCUUCUAAAACAACUCCCGAUCCAGAAAAAUAUCCAUUUAAAACUUAUAAUCCUGUACAACGAAGAGAUAUUAAUCCGUUAUCUGUAAAUGUAUGGAAAAGAAUGAAGAAUGCUCUUAAAGAUGCUGAAAUUCCUUCUCAAGCAUUAAUUAAUUAUUCUUCAGAAAAUUAUAUUUUUUGUAUUAAAGAAUAUAAAUAUGAAACGUUAAGAUGA
Rhizophagus irregularis DAOM 181602=DAOM 197198 is the source of this 474-nucleotide messenger RNA. The record is from RefSeq and is a predicted model, not a curated record. Lineage: Eukaryota; Fungi; Glomeromycota; Glomeromycetes; Glomerales; Glomeraceae.